Nylanderia fulva is the source of this 7086-nucleotide messenger RNA. RefSeq lists its product as uncharacterized. The record is from RefSeq and is a predicted model, not a curated record. Lineage: Eukaryota; Metazoa; Arthropoda; Insecta; Hymenoptera; Formicidae. Gene Ontology annotation, cellular component: nascent polypeptide-associated complex.
UACUUGCAGUGCAUAACGGAACGCACCCUUGGAGUCAUAAAAUCACGUGAUAAAAAAAUGAGGGAGGAGUGGAACAGAUAGUGAAAGAAAGGACGACGCACAAUGAGAUAUUAUCGUAAAAGAAUAAUAAAAUAGAAUCGAAUAGAUUCUUAUCUGAAAUUCUCAAAAACAAUCGCCAAAUAAAAAUAUCGCAAAGACUAGUUAAAUAAGAUUGUUUUAUUGUGCAACGUGAAGUGAAUUCUUUUUUAUGACAUACGUCACCUUAACCUAUGCAGAGGAAAAAUCUUUGUGCAGUCGAAUAUAAGUUCCUAAUUGGUGCAUUAACUUCCAAAAGUACUUGAAUCCAAGUAUUGUAUCCAAUUUGUCAGUAUGGAUAGCUCUGACGAGGAAUUAUUUACUGCAACACCAAAUUCUAAUAAAUCAAUAUUAAAUACAAGUUCAAAUUUGUCAACCACGCAAACAAAUGAUUUAACGCAAGAGAGAGAUUGCAAUAAAUGUUCCAUCAAAGAUAUUGCAGUGAACGUUACACGUUUAUCCAAUAAGCAGAUAAUGAAUGAACAAUCAAAUACACACUUAGUUACAAUUAGAAAAAGACGGAAAUUAGCACGAUGGAGAAAGGGAAAGUAUGAUAGAAGGAAAAGAACUAAAAAAUUAGUGUCUCAGCAAACAUCCCAAAAUAAGAAACCUACUGAAGUUACUAUGGAGUUAUCAGAAGCUAAGAUGCUAGAUGAUAAUACACAUGAACAUGAACAAGAAGAAGAGGAAUCGUGUGGAGCUAUUGAACAGAAUGAUCUACAAAAUGUCCAAGAUAUCCAAGAUAUACAAGAUGUCCAAAAUAUCCAAGACGUUCAAGAUGUGCAUGGAAAUGUUGAAAAUUGUAUUGAAGCACAAAAUGAAAUGAAAGACUUAUGUUCUGAUAAAACAUAUGUAUGCGCGCGUGUUUUACCAUUCAAAUUUUCUAAAGAAAAGAACACGACAUCAUUUAAUGAAGUUACUGAUGCAGUUGCGUGUUCCUAUGUUUCAUCUCCGUCAUCAUCAAAUAUUGAGACAAUGGAGAAGGAUUCUCUGAAGAAUAAUAAUCAGAUUUAUGUAUCUUCUUCAUCUAAAAAUAAAGAACAAUUAAGGAAAAGAAUACAUCAUCAAAGAUUGAAAUGCAUGGUUAAAAAACUUACAUUGCAUAAGAGAAAGUUUAAAAGAAAAAUAUCUUCGUCUAUAUCGUCUAUAUCGUCUAUAUCGUCUCUAUCGUCUUCAUCGUCUACAUCAUCAAUAUCUAAGCAAUCAAGAAGAAAACGCUAUCGAAGAAUACUGUCGAAUGAAUCUAGCGAUAAUGAAAUUGCGGAUGAAACUAUAGAAACGACUAGAGAUGAUAAUCGAAACAAAUCUCAUGAGAUGGAUCAAGAAACAUCACGAACGAAUAUGCAGAUAAGUCGUGAGGUGCGUGUUAGUUUAACAAGAUUGGAAGAAAUGGAUGACUUGGAUAUUAUUAAAUGGCGAACAAGCAGUAUAAAAAAUCGUUUAGAAUUGUUUGAAUCUCAAUUGAUAGAAGAACAACAUUUGAAUAAACAGAAGCAUGCAACACCGAAACGUCGAAGAGACAAACUAAUUCUGUCAAAUGGAUGCAACUUGUCGGAAACAGAAGAUGUCCAUAAAAAUCUAUCACAAAUGUCAGUGUCUAAUACUCAUGUCGAGAAACAUAGUUCAGUGAAUUUAUAUGAUUCAUUGGAUAUGGUCAAAUUAAGGAAGAAAUACAAGCUGUUCAAAAAGCCUAAAGUUUUGAAUAAACUGGAGGCUUUAGGGAAUUCUGUCAAAAAUGGAAAAUAUUCGGCAAGUGAGGUCGAUUAUUUAACAAAGAAAUAUAUAAUUAUAAUAAGUUCUUCGUCAAAAUCUCGUAAAUCGUCAUUGUAUGGACUUGCACACUUACAAAGCAAAAGCACGAUGGACGAUAAUGUUAACGAAGAUAAUAAUACAAACUUCAGUUUGUCUGGCAGGCAAAAUAUGACUAAAAAUUUCAAACAACUGGAUAUAAAUAAAAGUCCAAUAAAAGAUGAUCAAGUUGUGGAGAGCAGCAGUAAUGAGAAUGCUUUGUUUAGUCGUAAAAUUUUGCUUGCUUCUAACCAAAAACGACACACAAGUUUAUCAUCGAGAAACAAAAAUAAUAAUUCGCCAAAAAAUAAUCAUACACUACUGGAAAUAUGGCGAAACGCAUUUUGUGCACAGUUAAAGAAGAAACCGCAAGAAACAAAUGCCGAGCAAUCUGCUCCUGUACAAUCGAAGAUAGUCUCUACUUUGCAAAACUUGUCAAAGAAAUUGGCGGACACGGAAUGUAAGAAUCCAGGUUCUUUGACUUCGACGUUUACAUCUUCCACAAAAGAUAAUACACCAGCAAGAUCUCCCCAAAAACAUGCUUCGCCGAAAAAACAAGAACCAGCACAAUCGGCAGAGUGUAAUAACACAUCUAAACUCGAAUUAUUCACCAGUAAUACGAAUAUUCCAAGUAAAGCGAGAGUUGAAGACACUAUUGCUAAGAACGAUCUUCAAUCUAAACACAGUACUAUUUCCAGAAGUCCGUGUAAAGAUGCUACAGAAAAGAUUAUAUUAGAUCCUUCCUUGAAUUCAAACAUUUCGAACAAAAAUGAAGGAAGAAUAAAAGAGAAAUCAUUUGAGAAAACGAAUAAUCUUCAAUUGUCAGUUAAUGAUGUAAUACCUAUAAAGAUGUUGAAGACCUCAGAAGUGUGCAGCAGUAAUCAAUUGCUCAAAGAUAUAUUUACGUGUAUUCUAUGUAAUAUGUCGUUCGAGGAUUAUCCAUCGAUACAAAAACAUAAGGCAAAGUGUAAUGCAUCAAAAUGCAUAACACAUACGAGUGGAGAAGGAAUAAUAAAGAACAUUCGCCAAGAUAGGAAAAAGAGCUCAAAACCAUCGACUUCUUCUGUCAAGUCUUCUGUUAAUAAGACAAGUGAUUUACGUAAAUCCACUCGCUUUAUCAGUAAUACCGAUAAAGCAACCACUUCAUUUUUGCCCUCAUCACGAGUGUCGAGUGGCAACAAAAUGCAUAGUAAGAGUUCACGAAAGCAAAAAAAUAGUCCUCAAAAGGACACCAGACAGAUCGGUCAAAAUGUAACAUCAAACUUCGAUUUAAGAUCGCAAAGGAGAACGAGAUUUUUAGAAAUUGGACGUCAAGAAUCUAGUAGCGUACAGCGCGAUAAGAGUAAACAAUGCAAAGUUUGCUUACAAUUUUUUGCUACCUAUAUGGAUCUAUUUGACCAUAUGUUUGAACAUGCGACUAAUACCAUCAAUAUACCAAUUAGAAAUAAUAUUACUUCUAAAAAAUCUGACAAAACCAAUCAAGUCUCCGAUACUUUAACAGAAGCACCUGCUAAAAGGACCAGAAGUAUCGAGCAAGAAAAAGGAUUAUCAGAGAAGGCAAAUGAAUCGAACACGGAUCGAAAUCUCGCUGCUUUGGAAGUGUUGCAGCGCGAUGCAGUUAAGGAGAAAGACAAGAUAUUGAAUUUAUUACAAGCAGAGGUGAAACAAAAUUUGCAAAAACAACAGUCGAUACCUAAUGCAGCUAAUGACCUUGAACACACGGAUAGGAUUCGGUACAUGGAGAGAGAAAAUAUAUGUACUGCUGCAUCGAAAUCAACGAAGCCUAGCAUCUGCGAGUGUCAUAUGUCCAAGGAGAAGAUUGUCGACGGAAAUGUUCAGAUUGAGAUAGUAUUAUUGUGCGAAACUUGCCAGACGCUUUUUCGACGCUUCGAGUGCUUUGAGACACAUUGUCACCGCGCCGUUAAUGCACUUUGUGCCAAGAACCGACGACGCAACAGAACAAUGUCCAAAUUGUUUUGUGUUGCCUGUCAGAGAGUGCUGAGCUCUCUCCAGGAGUUAAAGAUCCAUCUGACGAUGCACAGGCAAUUGUUCAAACGCAAAACCAUAAAACUGAUCUUCCGCUGCAACAUAUGUAAAGUAAUCUUCCAUACACAAGGACCUCUGUUCAACAAACAUUUUCUUAAUCAUAUGAAGAACCGGUUGUAUUUGGCUAGUCGCUUGUCAUUUUCGAGAACCUGCUACGUUGGCUCGAAACUCAUCGAGACGUUGCCGGCCGUGGGUAACGAGAAACAGAUGGAAGUUUAUAUCGAGGUAGCUGAUUACAAAUGCCAGGAUUGCAAUGCGCUUUUCACUUCGGAACGGGAUCUGAAGUCGCAUGAAAUCCUCUGCCGAUCCAAGUCUGCCAAUGACAAUGGAUCUUCGAAUGCAAGUUUGGCCAUCUCUGAGAAGAUUUUGCUGAUAUGUGGAUUUUGCAAUAAGACUUUCUACAAGAGAGAGCUCUUCCAGUUGCAUUCCUUGGAGCACAAACAAAAACGGGAAAUACAUUCGCAUUACACCAGCGUCGCCGUCACCGCCGUUACGAAAGUUCUUAUCUGCAAAGUGUGCACGACCGUAUGGAAGUCUCUGAAAGAAUUCGAGGAACAUUGGCUGACUCACGACACGUUACAGGAAGAAUACGUGUGCUCUCUUUGCGAGAAGCAUUACGAUACUAUCGAGCUAUUUCAAGAGCAUGCAAUCACGCACAAGAACGAUGCCGAAAAACAACACGGGCCGAUCUCGUGCAAGGUGAUAUAUCGUGACUCGAACUCUGAGACGAAUUUGCAAGGUGCCACUGUAAACGACGAUAAUCCACCUUGCGCGAAUUUGAAUUCUUCUGAUGGAAAAAAAUCUCCCGAGAAGAUUAUUGCGGUUGAUAAUCCGAUUCAGAAAGAACAGAGAUCUGUACAGCAAAAUCCGCUUAAAAAUAAACAAUCCAUGAGAGUCAAGACGACGUUGCCGAAAGUUAUCUCGGUAUGUCUUCUUAACGAGACGCAAAAUAUUCGGAACGACGCGAAUGUCCAGCAGAAGCAAGUCUCCUCGAGCAAUAAGGCAAAACGAAUGUCAAACAAUAACGAAAAGAGCAACAAUAAUUCACAGAAUCUCGAGGACCUUUCGGAAGCCGAGGAGCUGAUAAUUGUGAUGUCGGAGAGCGAUGACAGUUCAGUGUCGAGCAAGAUUAGGAAGACUCGGUCGAAGAAAUCCGAUGACGCGCCUUCUAUUAAACGUAGCGAUGCUCAAGAAAACACUACGAUGUCCAAUCCGGUUGCUUCUGAUAAGCAGAGACAAAGCGAUGCUUCUGCGAUCGUUGUCUCUGCAGAAACUUCCAGCAAUGCCAACAAGACUUCGAAUUCAAAUGCCGAUGUUAAUUCGACGACUUGGACGAGAACGCUCGAGACGAAUGAUCCGAAAGUUUCGCAAGAUAGCGAAAUAAUCGCUGAUCGUACGAAUAUUGUAAAUUCAACAGCAAUGAACAGUACAGACGGUGACUCGACGUCGAGCUCGAAACCUUCCGGAGAAAGAAUCAUGAACAUGUCGUUACCGCAGAACGUCAUGAACGUUAUACCCAAGUCUUUUCUACGCGUAAAGUCUUUGGCGGAAUUAACGGGCACGAGUUUAUUGCAAAAAUUUCGAUGUCAAAUAUGCGAUCAGUCCUUCGAUAGUCUGCACAAAUUAGUAAAGCACAAGUCAGUGCAUAACACCUCUCUGUUGGCCCAAAGCCAGUUGAGUGUCGAUCAAGCACAUACGCCUAAUAAUGUGCAAGAAAAGUCAGAGUCUAAGUCUUCGAUGAACACAACACAAACAACCCAACGUCUCGCGUCUCAUCCGGCGGUGACGAGCACCGUGCCUUUAUCAGACAUCCUAUCUCUAUCCGGGAAUUCUCUAUCCAGCAACGCAGUUUCAUCCAGUAACGUGCCUUUAUCCGUCAAUGCACCUCAAUCCGAUAACGCAUUGCUAUCCGGCAAUGCGCUUCCAUCCGGAAACCUGCCUCCGUUCAGCAGCCUGCAUCCAUCUGGCAGUUUGUACCUAUCUAACAACAUGCCUCUAUUAAAUCAGACGACCAAUCACGGCAUUUCUGGACAAUACCAAGUGGUUGGUAUAAAGCCGUUGAAGAAAGUCGCGACGAUGGCUAACAGAAUGGUAAAUAAUGUGUCGAAACCGAACGAGGUACAGCAAUAUGGACUCUCAUGGGCCAUGAUGAAUAAUUCCAAUAACGCGCCGCUGCAGCAGGUGACGCAACAAAAGCCAAUCUACCAUCAAAAUUUGCCAGCUCAGGUCGCUUAUUCCACAACGGUUCAACCUAUCAACCAGAGCAUCGGUCCCGUGGCGAUUAGACCAUUCAUGCAAACUACUUAUCAAACGCCCAAACCGUCUCAACCAUUAUCGGCGUAUCAAUCAUUUCCAUAUCUGCAACAGCAGCAAAUACAGCAACAGCAGCAGCAAGGACAGCAACAGCAGAAGCAGCAGCAACAGCAGCAGCAGAAGCAACAACAACCACAACAACAGCUGCAGACAAGUAUCAACAAUGACAUGCAUAAUUAUUCGAUUAUAUUACCCAAAGAAAGCGUGCCUUAUCAGUUGACGUCGAAUAAUACAAUGCCGACGAACUCAACUGACGUGAUGCUCAUGACUAUGAACACGAUGCAGCAGGUAUCACAAAAUCCGGAUCGUUACAAUUGCAUAUACUGUCCGGGUUUCGAGUGCAGUUCGGUGCAUGCUUUCUCGGCGCACCAGCGUUCACCAAAGCAUGAGGCACGUAGUCGUUAUAACAGUACGUCUUACGUGUCUCGGACCUGAAGCUAUUAUGAUUGUUAUGAGAGAUAAUCGAAGGAUGAAUGAAUGACGAAUCGAUCAGUUUUUGUUACUCGUUGACACGACAGUUUCGCUUAAAGUUGCUUUUACUAAUUGUAAGUAAAAGUCCGGCAAUACUGCCGGAAUACAACCGGUUUUUUUUGGCCUAAAACAAAUUUCAUUUUAAGUCGAUAGUGUAUUUUGAAUUUUGCAUGAUAUUGAUAACACUGACUGCAAUUAACUGCGAUAUUUCUCUUUCUGUUCAGAAUGUCUUUAUUUAUUGUUUUGUGAACAGGUAUUAAUUAAAAGUAUAUCUUACAAUUGCUUUUCAUACAAAUGCAUGUAUACAUAUAUGUUCAAAACUUAAGAAAAUAUCUCAAUAGAUAUGCCUUAUUUAAAUAAUUUUUCUUAUUUAUGUAAACAUUUUUAUAUUUA